Cylindrotheca closterium is the source of this 909-nucleotide messenger RNA. The record is from the annotation of a GenBank genome assembly. Lineage: Eukaryota; Bacillariophyta; Bacillariophyceae; Bacillariales; Bacillariaceae.
AUGUCGGUUUCACGCAUAAGAUGUACAGGGACGCGGCAAGCCAGUCUCUGGUUUCUCCUUGUUCUUGGCAGUGUUGCAACAAUGGAAGCAUUUGCUCCCGUCGCAAAGAUUUACAGUCCUUCGAUGGCAGCGGCGUCCAAGUCACGGAGACCUAUCUUUCUCCCUCACCCACUGUCCAUGUAUUUGGGAGAGGAGGGGCCUUCCAUGCGAAAUGAGAAUGGAACUCCAAAUCAAAAUCAAAGCGAUGGCGUGAACAACACGACAGAUACUAUUAAAAGCUCUAAUUCGAGCAGCAUUGGCGUUCUAUCAAAUCUACAAAGAGCAAAUGGAAAACCAUAUCCAAAUUCUGGUGGAAACUUUGGCGAUAUCAUGUCUCCAAAGUCAACCGAUGCCAACAUUCUCUUUCGAGAUGGAUUGGUAACUUCGGAAUCCUACUCCUUGGCAGAAGUCUAUGGAAUCAGUCAUCCCAUGGAUAGGAUUGCUGUUACUGCCAAUGGAAAUCUACAGCGCAUCGUUUCUUCCUAUUACGAUGCUCCCGUCGAAGUGACUCUCAAACACUGUAAUCAGAUUGAUGGACUGGAAGGAGGCUGGGAUCGUCGAGUAGACCUAUCCGUCUUUGACCAGGUCUUUUGUCAGGCGGACUCUACGGUACAAGUGCACAAUGCCGAAUGGAGGUCACUGGUCCAAUCCGGAAACAUGGGCUUGGGUCAACUAUUUCGGUAUCAAAAUGUUUUGCCUGAAUUCAUUCUGCAUGCCGCAGGACCUACUGCCGAGGGAGGAUUCUGGAGAAACUACACACUGGAAUGUUCGUCUAUGACUUGUCUGAUACACGAAGAGUUUUGUCCCAACAUUUGGGAUCUUUCACCACCACCAACUGCCAAUGGUGGUGGUGAUGACGAUGCGCCUUGA